Molecule: messenger RNA, 3048 nt
Organism: Carica papaya (papaya)
Lineage: Eukaryota; Viridiplantae; Streptophyta; Magnoliopsida; Brassicales; Caricaceae
Gene: CPUorf7
Product: transcription factor bHLH155-like protein
Biological process (GO): regulation of DNA-templated transcription
Molecular function (GO): DNA-binding transcription factor activity; protein dimerization activity
Source: RefSeq, a predicted model, not a curated record
CAAAUGUAAGAAGGAAUGAAUCAUGGGGUUGGAGAAGAAGAAAACUUUAAUUUUGCUACCAGAAAAACAUUCUCUCUCUUAAAAAGCUAAAGACUGUGAAGCUGCUCUCUCUUUUCUUUUAGAGAAAAACAAGUAAAAGCUGAUUGGGUCUCCCCAAAAAGUUUUCCAUUUUCCAUUAUAUAUUUAUUGUCUCCAUGGCAGUAAAUGCAGUUCAAACCUUCGUUUUCCACUUCAAUAUCUCUCUUCACUUGAAGUCCAAAGCUUCAAAACCUUUUCUUUGAACAAACCUCCCAGCCAUUGAUCACUGUCUAAAUUCAGAUUCUUAGCAACUCUUUCUGCAUUUCAUUGAAUAAUAAUUUCCGAGUUUUCUUCCAUUUUCUUGAAAAUAUUUACCUCCUGAUCUGAGAAGCGAUCCAUGUCUUCCGAUAUUAGCUAGACCUUUUAAUUUCGGGCCUCGCUCUGUUCCGUUCGGUUCUCGAUUGAAUCUUUUAGUUUUCUGAAUCUAAGAGUAACUAAUCCAUGACGAAUCUUGCUCAAAUUUCUGCUGAUCCCGCUACUUCACUUCUGUGUCACUGAGUUCUGUAGUUCUCGACUGAAUUUGAAAAUUAGGGUUUCGUCAAGCUCUUUUUUUCGAAAUAUUCUUCUUCAGGGGAGGAAUGGGAACGGACAAUUUGUUAUUGGCAACAGUCGGGCCGCCAAUAAAGCCGAGAGCAGGAUUACGGAGGAAACAAGCAGGGAGAGGAUCAUAUAGAGGAAGCUAGGCGGCAUUCAGAAUAGAACCGAAAAUUUAGGGUUGGGGGGGGGUGCUUUUUGUUGGUUAAUUUGGGGAAAUUUUUCUUUAUGACUGACAAACAAUCUGAAGUUUCAACUAUGGAGGAGAUGAGUACUGACUUGCAGCAGAUUCUGAGAAGCCUCUGUUUGAAUACUGAUUGGAAGUACGCCGUCUUCUGGAAGCUCAAACAUCGAGCUCGAAUGAUGUUGACAUGGGAGGAUGCUUAUUAUGAUCAUUGUGAGCAAAAUUCACAUGAUCCUCUUGGUUUGGCUGUUGCAAAAAUGUCAUAUCAUGUAUAUUCCCUGGGAGAAGGAAUUGUUGGACAAGUAGCUGUUACUGGGAAGUAUAAGUGGAUUUUUGCAGAUAACCAUGUUGGUAAUUCCUGCUCAUCAUUUGAGUUUCGUGAUGGGUGGCAAAGUCAAUUUUCAGCCGGGAUCAAGACAAUUGUUGUUGUAGCUGUUGUUCCACAAGGAGUAGUACAACUUGGCUCUUUGAACAAAGUCACCGAGGAUGAGAAGCUGGUGACCCAUGUCAGAGAUGUCUUUUAUGCCCUUCAGGAUCCCUUAGUAGGACAUGUUAAAAAUUUAGUACAGCAGAGUAUGAAGAGUUCAGUAAGUCUGUCAAAUUUACCAGCAAAAACUUUAGCUUCAGAAGUUACCGAUAGCUUAUGGUCCAGUGCCCAUCCCAAAAAAACCGUUGAAGUGGCUUGUAAGCCCGCAGGGAUGGAGAUAUCUAUGUCAGAGAGUGAAGAAGGUGCCAACUUACUUCAGCCAGGAGGAAAGGUUGUCAAUAUGAAGUGUGAGAAUCAAGUAGAGAUGAAUUUCAUUAGCUCUGGAUUUUAUGAAGGGGAGACUAGUGGUUGGAAAGAUUUGACUGUUAGAUCAGGACACAGUCUGAACCUUCAUUCAAACAAUUCUAUUACGAAUGACAUAAGUUUAUGUGAUUUUGCACUUGAAGCUGAAAAAUUAAAAGUUGAUCGCACAUGUUUCGCUUCCGCCAUUCUUGAUUCUGCUGUUUGUGAUCCUGUUAAAAUGGACGGGUCAGAGUCUUAUCAAGAUGGAAUGCCUUCUGUGGCCAAAUCUUCCAAUCUGAAAUUUCAGAAAGAUUCAGAGGAAUGCAAAAGUCUAAGUAAGUUGAGCCAGUUAGAUUCUGCAAACUUAGCUUUUAAGUACUCAGCUGGCUGGGAGCUGCUUGAAGCACUAGGGCCAGCAUUUCAGAAACAAAGUAACUAUGUUGAUUGGGAAAUAGACAAGGCUGAGUCUGUAACAUUCACUGAGAUGACAGAGGGGAUGAAUAGUAGUCAGUUGACAUUUGAAUCUGGCUCAGAAAAUCUUCUAGAAGCAGUAGUGGCUAAUAUUUGUCACAGUAGUAGUGAUGUUAAAAGUGAGAGAUCAUUUUGUAAAUCAAUGCAGUCCUUGUUGACAACAGACGAAAUGGCAGAAUCUUCUGGUUAUACAAAGCAUACUAUUGACUCGGCAGGCUGUCCAAUUAACCAGUCCCACUUUAUAGAUGGAGAUAUGCAGCAACAUUCAUCAGAAAUAUGUGGUGGAUUGCCAUCAAGAGGGUAUUCAUCAACCUGUCCUAGUAGCUGCAGUGAACCAUUGGAUAUGUCCUCAGAGCGAGCUAAGAACAGUAGAAAAAGGGCUAGACCUGGAGAAAAUUCUAGGCCUAGGCCGAGGGAUAGACAACUUAUUCAGGAUCGUAUCAAGGAGCUGAGAGAGCUUGUGCCUAAUGGAUCAAAGUGCAGUAUUGAUUCUUUGCUAGAGCGCACAAUCAAGCACAUACUUUUCUUGCAAAGCAUCACUAAGCAUGCAGAUGAGCUCAGUAAAUGUUCUGAAUUGAAGAUGCAUCAGAGGGGAACAGGAUCCUCUAGCUAUGAACAAGGUUCAACCUGGGCAGUGGAGGUGGGAAGCCAUCUUAAAGUUUGUUCAAUAAUUGUGGAGAAUCUAAACAAAACUGGACAGAUGCUUGUGCAGAUGUUGUGUGAGGAAUGCAGUCAUUUUCUUGAGAUAGCUGAAGCCAUUAAAAGCUUGGGCCUAACAAUCUUAAAAGGUGUCACAGAAGCACACGGUGAAAAAGACAUGGAUAUGUUUUAUGGUUUGAGGGGCAAGACAACAAAGUAAUGCAUAGAAUGGAUAUCUUAUGGUCACUUAUGCAAGUUUUACAAAGCAAAAGUACAAGCUAGCAACUGAUAAAUUCUUGGGUAUUUGGAUCAUCUGUAAUAUAUAUUGAGAAUCAGAUUCUUCAUAUUUGAUUUGGUGCUUGAUUUGUGGCUU